UCACUACUUUUCUGUAUUGUUGUCACAGCUUUUAUUCUCAUCAGUUAGUGAAUUCUUGUUGUAUACAUUUAAAAAAAUUGUGCAUGCAUUUUUUUUCUCAAAAUUCUCUUGUUAGCUGUUUUGUCUUUCUACUUUUAUAUUUACAUAUUCUCAUGGUAUGAAUGUUGUCAUUGUUUUUUUAAAUUUUUGACCAUUUUACUACUUACUAUCCACACAUACACACACACACACUGUUCAUAAUGUUUAUUUUAUCAUUGGGAUGCCAAUAAAUGAGAGGUGGGAUUGGGAAAAAAUCACACACACAACAAGAGUACCUUGCUUGCUUGCCAAUGAAAACAAAACAGAACUAAUCACAUCAUGGUCUGGUUCAUUUAGCUCAUUUCUUCUUUUUUUUCCCUCGUUUUCCCUCAUUUUCAUGCGCAAUUAAAACAACAUGCAGUGUAUUUUCUAUCGAUUAUAAUAUUGUUUAGAUAAAUUGCUUUAUUAUAGGUUAUGAAUUAUUAUAAUGUAUGUAUAUUGAUUAACUUUUCUACUGCUUUUUUAUUAGAAUUAAGUGUGUAUAUUUCCAAACAUAGAACUCACAUUAAUCAAAUAUUAUCACAAUAUCGUUAUUGUCAAGUUGCACAGUAUAUUGGUAAAAAACAAACACAAUGUUUCUCAACAGAAGCAUUGAAAAGUGUCUUGCCAAAUACAAUGAUAGACAAGGAUUGUACUGAUGAAGGAAUAAAGAGUGUAGUAAAAAAUCCUGUAUAUCGUUUUGUACCAUCUAAACCUAUUUGGAAACGUUUCGAUGUUGGGGUGCAACAACAUGAAUUAGAACAGGUGAAUACUGUAUCUGAAUCAAAAGAUUGUGUAUCACCUGAUGAACCGGAUAUAUUUUACAUUAAUCAUAGAGCUUUGCCAAAACGCACAAAGUUAAAUCCAGACGUAGUUAAACUACUUGAACAAGUAUCACUAAUAAAUUUCAAAGGAGAAGAAAAUUUGAGAAUUCUUGAAGAAGCUAUACGUUAUGCUGAUUCAUUGUUAACUAAAGAAGCUUUUCAUGGAACAACUAAUAAUCAUGGUUGGAGUCCAGAGAAUACAGAACCUAUGAUUAGUUUAUGUGAUGAAAUGAAUGUGGAUUUUAAUUUUUUAUCUGAUGAUAAUCAAAGUGUAAAUAAUUGUAAUCUAGCUAAUGAUAUUAUGCAACAGGUGCCUGAUAAAUGGGAAGGUUAUAUUGUUGCCCCGUUGGGUAAUAUUUCAAUUGAUCAAAAAUAAAUUUAAUUUCAGCCAAUAAAGUGAAUGUAUGAUAUCAUGAUGAGA
Messenger RNA from Schistosoma turkestanicum, 1302 nucleotides. NCBI's taxonomy places the organism in Eukaryota, Metazoa, Platyhelminthes, Trematoda, Strigeidida, Schistosomatidae. The record is from the annotation of a GenBank genome assembly.